CCCCAAACUUCAGUGGUUAUUGAUUGAUUACCACAGGGAGAGUUGAAAUACAGUGGAGAAGAGAAGAGUGCAUGCCACCCAAGGAGGGCAGAGAAACUUCGUCCUUGCUAAAGAAGUCUGGAAGAAGCUAUGUGGAGCUAGGGUUAAAGAGCAGGAAUCAGUCAGGCCUGGUGCAGUGGCCAAUCAGCCCGAGCAGUGGCUCCCCUGUACACCAUGCAUAGGAGUGGAUACCUGCUGGAGACCAGGGAACAAAGUCCUAUAAUAAAUUUCCCUGGCAGAGAGGACUUCAGCCACUUCCUCCUUCCUCUCUUUCUUUUCUUCCUUCUCCACCAGCACACACUGACAAGAGAAAUCCUUUAGCAUCAAAUCUCCACCACCCUAGAUUUCCUCUUCUGUUCUCUCAGGGCUGUGGAGGUGAAGAAGGAGAGAGACCCCUGAUGUCAGGUAGAAAUCAAGGUCUGCCUUUCUGACAGACAGGCUACAUGUGGAUGGUUGGCCCAAGAUGGCAGUUUUCAAACAGGGUGAUCAUGUAUGGGUCAGUUUGUUCUCCAACAAAGAAAAUGGUGUCCCUAUUGGUGCAGUUGUGAAGGAUAACACCUACCCUAAUAAAAUCUUGAUACAAGAUGAUGAGGGAAAGGAACGCUGGAUUGAAGCUCAGAACUUCAAAUCUCUCCAACCCAUGCAUCCCAGUUCAGUUCAAGGGGUGGAAGACAUGAUCCUUCUGGGGGACCUGAAUGAAGCUGGUUUGGUGCAUAACCUUCUCAUUCGCUACCAGAAGAACAAAAUCUAUACGUACACAGGCGCGAUUUUGGUGGCCGUGAACCCCUAUCAGGUACUGCCCAUCUACACUAUGGACCAGAUCCAGCUAUACCACAACCAGCGGGUAGGGCAGUUGCCCCCGCAUGUCUUCGCCAUCGCAGACAGCUGCUACUUCGACAUGAAGAAAAACAAGCGAGACCAGAGCUGCAUCAUCAGUGGUGAGUCAGGAGCUGGGAAGACAGAGACCACCAAGCUGAUACUUCAGUUCUUAGCCAUCAUUAGUGGCCAGCAUUCUUCGAUCGAACAGCAGGUCCUGGAAGCCAACCCCAUUCUGGAAGCCUUUGGAAAUGCCAAGACAGUUCGAAACGACAACUCAAGCCGCUUUGGAAAAUACAUUGAAAUCCACUUCAACCAAAAUGGAGUGAUUGAAGGAGCCCAGAUAGAGCACUUUCUUCUGGAGAAGUCCCGGGUCUGCCGGCAGGCUCCUGAAGAGAGGAACUACCACAUUUUUUAUUGCAUGUUAAUGGGGAUGAAUGAGGAGCAAAAGAAGCUACUGAGCUUGGGCACAGUCUCAGAAUACAAGUACCUCACCAUGGGGAACUGCAUGUCUUGUGAGGGGCGCAAUGACGUCAAGGAUUAUGCCUCUCUCCGUUCUGCUAUGAAGGUUCUUAUGUUCUCUGAUUCUGAAAACUGGAACAUUAGUAAAUUGUUGGCAUCUAUUCUUCACCUGGGCAAUGUGGAGUUUUCAGCUGCUGUUUCUGAUAAUCUGGACUGCUCUGAUGUCAUGCCAACCUCACAUUUUCUGGCUGCAGUUAAGUUAUUGGAGGUGAAGAACAUGGAGCUUCAGAGCUGUCUGACCAAUCACUACAUCAUCAUCCGAGGGGAAGGUGUGUCUAGACCUCUGAACAUCCUCCAGGCCAGUGACAGGCGAGAUGCUUUUGUCAAGGGAAUAUAUGGACACCUCUUCCUAUGGAUAGUGAAUAAGAUCAAUUCUGCAAUCUUCAAUAAACCCUCCCAAGACCCUCAGAAUGUGCGCAGGUCCAUUGGCCUCCUGGAUAUAUUUGGCUUUGAAAACUUUCAUACAAAUAGCUUUGAGCAGCUCUGCAUCAACUUUGCCAAUGAGCAUCUCCAACAAUUCUUUGUCCGCCAUGUCUUCACAAUGGAGCAGGAAGAGUAUCAUAGAGAGAACAUCACCUGGAACUAUAUCCACUUCAAUGACAACCGGCCCAUCCUAGACCUACUAGCUCUCAAACCAAUGAACAUUAUCUCAUUGCUGGAUGAAGAGAGCAAAUUCCCCAAGGGCACAGAUGCUACCCUGUUACAAAAAAUGAACCAUCUCCACAGCAACAGCAAAAUAUAUGUGGCACCCAAGAACAUUCAUGACACGAAAUUUGGCAUUGUUCAUUUUGCUGGUUUGGUUCAUUAUCAGGCUGAAGGUUUCUUGGAGAAGAAUCGUGAUGUUCUGAGCACUGAUAUUAUCAAGCUGAUAUACUCAUCUAAAAAUAAUUUCCUGAGACAAAUUUUCCAGCUGGAACUAUCUGAGACCAAGCUAGGCCGUGGGACCAUCCGUCAGGCGACGUUCCCAGACACCCUCUCUAAGAACGCUGAUGCCACCAAACGCCCCCCUACUCUUGCAAGUCAGUUCAAGCAGUCCCUGGAUCAACUUUUGAAAAUCCUGAACAACUGCCAACCCUACUUUAUCCGCUGUAUCAAACCCAACGAAUUCAAGAAACCACUGAUCUUCGAUCGGGAGCUGUGCAUCCAGCAGCUCCGGUAUUCGGGCAUGAUGGAGACGGUGAAGAUCAGGAAGGCCGGCUAUCCCAUCCGGUACACUUUUGAAGACUUCUUCCAGAGGUACAAGACGCUCCUGCCCGCGGAUGCUCACGUUCAGCUGAAGGACAAACCUCGCGAGGGUGCUCGGCGCAUCUCGGAAACCUGGCUCAGGAAAGAUAAAGACUGGAAAAUGGGGAAGACCAAGAUCUUCCUGAAGGAACAACAGGAUACCCUGUUGGAGGUACAGCGGAGACAAGCACUGUAUAAGAAUGCUGUCAUCAUACAGAAAGUCAUUCGAGGAUACAAGUACAGGAAGGAAUUUCUGAGUCAGAAGCGAGCAGCUGUGACCCUUCAGGCAAUGUGGAGAGGUUAUGCCUGCAGAAAGAAUUACAAGUUGAUCGUCUUGGGCUUUGAGAGGCUACAGGCUAUGUUUCGGGGGCACCAACUGUCACGGCAGUAUAAGGCCACGCGGGCCCAGGUUAUCCAGCUCCAGGCGCUUUGCCGCGGCUAUCUGAUUCGCCGGAAGGUUGCAGAGAAGAGGCGGGCAGUGGUGGUGAUCCAGGCGCACCUAAGGGGAAUGGUUGCCCGCCGAAGCUUCAGGCGGAGAAAAAGAGAGGAGUGCCGGCCUGCCCUGGAGACAGAAGGAGAGAGCAGGAAGAAGCACGCGGCCCCGCCGCCCAGGAAGCGCCAGUCCAUCUAUGACCCUGUCAGUGACACGGAAAUGGUGGAGCAGGUGUUCGGCUUCCUCCCCAUGAUCAUCGGCGGCCAGGAGGGCCAGGCCCCGCAGGGCUUUGAGGAUCUGGAAAGCACCCCCCAGAAGCUGACCGAGGUGGACCUGGACGCCGUCCCCAUGUCCGAGGAGCCCGAGGAGGACGCCGAGGACCCGGACGAGUACACCUUCCCCAAAUUCGCCGCUACCUACUUCCAGAAGGCUGCCAGCCACACCCACAUCCGCCGGCCCCUGCGCCACCCGUUGCUUUACCUGGAGGAGGACGAGGACUUCAGGAUUGCCCUGCUCGUGUGGAAGAUCAUCCUGAGAUUCAUGGGCGAAUUCCCCGAACCCCAGCUGUUUGCCAAGAACAGCAGCCUCCAGGGCACGGCAGUGACCAGGCAGAUCCAAGACACUCUGGGCAAGAAGAACAGCGCCCACUUUCUGAAGGCUGGCGAGCAGAAUUCUACUUGGAGGAACAAGGGCACCAGAGACAUUUCCUCCAUGAAACUGAAGCGUUCGUCCAGGUUGACAGGACAGGUGGCGAGGAAGCUGAGCAGUGGAGAGGAGGCCUUUGAGGAAGAAAGUCCCGUCACAGAACGGCCUAUGACAAACCUAGAGAAGGUCCACUUUAUCAUCAGAAAUGCCAUCCAACGGCCCAACAUCAGAGAUGAGAUCUACUGCCAGAUCUGCAAGCAGCUGUCUGAGAACUAUAACAAGAGCAGUUUUGCAAGAGGCUGGAUUCUGCUGUGCCUUUGCCUUGGCUGCUUCCCUCCUUCGGAGAAGUUUAUGAAGUACCUGCUCAACUUCAUCAGCAAAGGGCCCACGGGCUACAGAGCCUUCUGCAGCGAGCGCCUGAGGCGGACCUAUGCCAACGGAGUGAGGAGCGAGCCCCCCAAUUCCCUGGAGCUCCAGGCUGUCAAGUCCAAGACUCGUAUUCUUUUCAACGUCACCCUGAUGAAUGGGGAAAGCCUGACGCUUACGGCCGACUCUGCCUCUUCGUCCAGGGAGGCCUGCCAACAUAUUGCUGAUAAACUGCAUUUGAAGGAUCUCUUUGGGUUUUCCCUCUACAUCGCCAUAUAUGACAAGGUCUGGUCAUUAGGUGGAGGCCAUGAUCAUUUGAUGGAUGCCAUCUCCCAGUGUGAACAGCUGACCAAGGAGAAGGGUGAGAGUGAGCGCCAGUCCCCUUGGCGCUUCUUCUUUCUAAAAGAAAUCUUCACUCCAUGGCAUGACUCCAAGCAGGAUCCUGUCAGCACAGAACUCAUUUAUCACCAGGUUAUCCGAGGGUUCCGGUAUGGAGAGUACCGCUUUGAGAAGGAGGAGGACCUGGUGGAGGUAGUAGCCAAACACUGCUACAUUGAGUUUGGGAGCUCCAUCCAGAACAGCGAUAUCCAGAAGACUCUUUCGACCUGCAUCCCUGGGAAAGUGCUCAAGACAAAGCCACAGGGACAGUGGGUCAGCCUUGUAACUGCAGCCUGUGCCAAGGCUUCCUACAUACAAAAUCGCUCCUCUCCACUGUUGGUAAAGGAACAAAUUGUGGAUAUGGUUUGUUUUCAGUGGCCUCUACUAUUUUCCAAGUUUUAUGAAGUUACCAACAUUUCAGGGCCCAGCCUGCCUAAGACUGAACUGAUUGUGGCCAUUAACUGGAAAGGUCUCUGCUUCCUCGACAAAUCAGAGAAGAAACUUUUGGAUCUGUCUUUCCCUGAGAUUACUGGCAUAGCCACCAACAGGGCAUUCCAGGUGUUGAAGCAGAAUUUUAUACUAUCUACCCUGAAGGCAGAGGAGUAUGUGUUUAUCUCCAGUGAGAGUGUGGCCAUCGCAGAGCUGGUGGCCAUGUUCCUGGAGGGUCUGAAGAAGAGAUCCAUAUAUGCUAUGGCCAUGAGAGAUAAGAAAUCUACAGAUGACCCUACCGUCCUGGCCCAUAAGAAAGGAGACUUGUUAAUCCUGAUCAAGAGCAAUGGGACAGUGUCCAGUGACAAAUGGAUCCCGGCCCACAAUGACAGGACGGACAAGACCGGAGAAGUAUAUGUUGAGAGCAUCUAUAUCAUCCCCACUGUAAUGAAGCCUACCCCAGAGAUGAUGACCCUGUUGGCCAUGUCCCCUGAGGAUCGGAAGCUGGCCAUCCAGAACGCACAGCCAGAAGAACCUGCCGAAGAGCCCAAGGAAAAGCCAUACACGCUAGAAGAGUACUCCUAUGAGCACUUCAGGCUCCCUGAAAAGGAGACUCUCAACAAAGCCAUGUUCCCCAAGGGCCGAGGUAAGAGCCAGCUGUGGGAGCAUUCCCGGGAGCCCCUCCGACAGCCACUACUGAAGAGAGUCCACGCCAACGUGGACUUUAGAGAUAUCGCCUGCCAGAUCUUUACUGCCAUCCUGAAGUACAUGGGAGACUACCCGUCCAAACAGGCCCGGGACCCUGUGGAGCUCACCGAUCAGAUCUUCCUGGCCCCCCUUGAGGAGGCCACUCUGCGGGACGAAGUGUACUGCCAGAUCAUGAAGCAGUUGACAAGCAACCGCAACAGUUACAGCUUGGAACGUGGCUGGCAGCUGCUCUGGCUCUGCACUGGCCUCUUCCCGCCUAGUAAGACGCUGCUGCCGCACACCCAGAAGUUCAUUGAGACCAGGAGGAAGAAGCAGCAACUUGCCCCUGACUGCAGCAGAAGGAUUCAGAGGGUGAUGAGGAUCAGCCCCCGGAAGCAUCCCCCUCACCACGUGGAGGUGGAGGCCAUUCAGCAAAACAUCACCAGGAUCUGUCACAAGGUUUACUUCCCCAAUGACACGAAUGAGGUAUUUGAAGUGGGGACCAACACCAAGGUUCAGGACCUGUGUCAGAACAUCAGCACUCACCUGCAGCUAAACUCCUGGGAGGGUUGUAGCCUGUUUGUCAAGAUUUCAGACAAGGUCAUCAGCCAAAAAGAAACAGACUUCUUCUUUGACUCCUUAAGGCAGGUGUCUGACUGGAUAAGAAAGACCAAACCCACAAAAGAAGGAGCAGCAACAGUAACCCUGACUUACCAUGUGUACUUCAUGAGAAAACUCUGGCUGAACGUCUUCCCUGGAAAAGACUUGAAUGCCGACGUCAUCCUUCACUAUCAUCAGGAACUGCCCAAGUACCUGCGAGGAUUCCACAAGUGCACCAGGGAGGAUGCCAUCCAGCUCGCAGGCCUCAUCUACAAGGUCCGGUUUGACAAUGACAGGUCCCAGCUAGCCACUGUCUCCAAGAUCCUGAAGGACCUUGUGCCUGAGAAUCUGAUCCGAUCAAUGUCUUCGGAGGAGUGGAAAAAGAAUAUCUUUGCUGCUUAUAGUAACUCUGAAAAGAAGACAGUGGAUGAAGCCAAGGUGGCCUUCCUGAAGAUGAUUUACCGGUGGCCCACUUUUGGCUCAGCCUUCUUUGAGGUGAAGCAAAGCUCAGAGCCCGCUUACCCAGACAUCAUCCUCAUUGCCAUCAACAAGCGCGGACUGCAGCUCAUCCACCCCAAGACCAAGGAGGUCCUUCACACCUACCCCUUCAGCAAAAUCUCCAGCUGGAGCAGUGGGAGCACCUACUUCCACCUGGUGCUCGGGAAUCUCAUGAAGGGGAGCCGGCUGCUGUGCGAGACGUCCCUGGGCUAUAAGAUGGAUGACCUGCUGACCUCCUACGUGCAGCUGCUCAUGAGUGCGGUAUCCAAGCAGAACUCUCGGACCUCGGACUGAGAUGGACGUGGGCCCAGGCACACCAGCCCUCCGUGCAAGCCUCGCUCGUUGGACAGGGAGUGUCAUCCCCGCAGAGAAACCCAAGUUCCUCAUCACGGGAGGUCCUGCCCCGGGCAGAGCCUGAGCGGGGGGGCAGCACACGGUGAAGCCUGACCUGAGAUGGAGCCUGAGGGGGGAGAUGGAAUGACCAGGGAAAGAAGCUGCCUGGGGGAUGAGGGAGAGACAGCUACGGCCCACUCGUGCGUCCCGGGAGCCAGGCUGGUGCCAGGGAGGUGCCUGCCAUCUGGGAACUUCCUAGGACCUCUCAGAAAGCCCAAAAUAUGACCCUCCCUGUUACACCCGAUUGUAUCCCAAGGGUGCCCAUUUCUCUUGGGGGCAUGACCAGCUCUCGAGGCACCGCCACUUACGUCCUCAGCUUCAUCCUCAAUUCUUUCUUCUCAUGUAUUCCCUUUAUCCAAUUAGGCACCACGACGUGUUGAUUUUUCCUCCACAAUUUGCCUCUCAUUUAUCCACCUCACUAUAUUCAAGUAUUCAUAACCUCCCAAAAUAACUUCCUGGGCCCACCUUCAUUGAGCACCAGGUCUAGAGGUGGGAGGUCCUAGGUGCAAAUCUAGCCUCAGACACUUCCCAGCUGUGUGACCCUGGGCAAGUCACUUAACCUCCAUUCCCUAGCCCUUACCACUCUUCUGCCUUGGAAGCAAACCUUAGUAUUGAUUCUAUGAGAGAAGGUAAGGGUUCUAAAAAGAAGAGGGGGGGGCUUCCCAAAAGGACUCCCUGUUUCUAGACUCUUCCCCCUUCCAAUCUGUCUUCCCCACUGCUGCCAUAAUAAUUUUCCUGAAGCACAGCUCUAACUACUUCAUUCUCUUGAUCAGCACUCUUCAGUGGCUCUAGGAUAAAAGUACCAACUCCCACUUAAUAUUUAAAGCCGUGUUGGCAAAGGCAUGGCACGCAUGCCCCAGCAAGCCGGAUGGGGCUGCUUGGUUCCCGUCUCCUCUGCGCCUGAGGACAGUGUCCACCCCUCCAUCCAACCACCCAAAGCGAGCACUUCCUCCCUCUACUCUCUGGGGAAAUGCGAGGGUUCACAGGCAGUGUGAGGGUGCACCCAAUCUCAAAAAGGCUUGCCAACACCGAUUAAAAACCUUUCACAGUCUGGCUCCAGCCUAUCUUUUCAGACAUUUCACAUUACUUCCCUUUUACACUCUAUGUUCCCUUAGCUUAGAAUGCUUUCACCCACCUCCAUGCCUUUCUUUGCCUGGGCUGUCCCAUCAUCCUCAUUCCCCACUCCCAGAAUCUUGAUAAGGUUCAAUAUAAGAGCAUUCCUAAUGGAGGCAUUUCCUCCUUCCCCUACCAGUAGAUAGUUCACUCUCUCCUCUGUCUUGUAUUUGCUUAUCUAUAUGAAUAUUGUUUGCCCCUGCAGAAUGGAGUCUCCUUGAGAGUGGGAACUGGUUGUCAUUUUGUCUUUGUAUCUCAAAGACCUAACUGUGCCUUCAUGCUGUAGGUACUUAGUGCCUAAUUGAAUUAAAUUUAAAUAAACUCA
Monodelphis domestica (gray short-tailed opossum) is the source of this 8468-nucleotide messenger RNA. It is a transcript of the gene MYO7B, whose product is annotated as myosin VIIB. Lineage: Eukaryota; Metazoa; Chordata; Mammalia; Didelphimorphia; Didelphidae. Gene Ontology annotation, cellular component: myosin complex; cytoskeleton. The record is from RefSeq and is a predicted model, not a curated record. Gene Ontology annotation, molecular function: protein binding; cytoskeletal motor activity; ATP binding.